GUUUAAGGAUACUGUUACAUUUAUUAAGUCGAGCAAUGUUGCCAUGGAAAUUUUUAAAAAGGAGCAAAAUAUUGAUGAUGAUAUAACAAACAACAACAGUACAAGCUGAUACAGGAGGUACCAACCAGAUGGAAUAGUACUUUCCACAUGAUAGAAAGAAGUCUUAAAACCAAUGAAGCAAUCAGUAGAACACUGCUGAAAGUACGUAAAGCUCCUCAACCUCUCUCUGUAGAUGAACUAUCUAUUUUAAAUGAUGUUGUGAAGGUUCUGAAAUGUUUUGAAGAGGCUACGAAAAAAAUUUCAGGUGGCAGCUAUGUUACUAUUUCUUUGAUAAUCCCUCUGAUCUUUUUUUUUGGUAUCUAUAAUUUUUUAAAUGCAGUUAUCACAGAACUUGAUACAGAAGAAGGGAAAUUAUUUUGCAGUGGGGUUAUAGAAUCAGCGAAGAAAAGAAUAUUUCCUUAUGAAAGUAGAAAUGUUACAAAAAUAGGAACAAUUAUUGACCAAGAUUUAAGAAAGAGGGUUUUAGAAAUCCAGAAAAUGCUUCAUCUGCCGCUGUAAUUUUAGAACAAUAAAUGCAAGAAGCUUUACGACAAAAAUCACAAAGUCAGAACAUAAAUAUAAAUGAACCUUCAGUGUCCAAAAACAUCCAGACUUCCUCUUCGCUUUUUGCAUUUUUUGAAAGUAGCAUAUCGGGAAACAUAAAAUCAGUCACUGGCUGAUGUCAUUAUCACUAGAAGGCAAUAUUUAGAGAGGGCAAACUCUGCUGAAGAUGCUGAUGCGCUUUUAUUUUGGAAGGUAUGCAACAAAAGGAGAAACAACAAACAACAAAAUAAAUGUUGUAUUUAUAUUUCAGCAACUCCACCUGUCCAUUAUUUGCCAU
This is a messenger RNA of Sitophilus oryzae (rice weevil), 880 nucleotides long. RefSeq lists its product as uncharacterized. The record is from RefSeq and is a predicted model, not a curated record. The transcript is spliced from 2 exons. Lineage: Eukaryota; Metazoa; Arthropoda; Insecta; Coleoptera; Curculionidae. The coding region runs from base 148 to 558 and encodes 136 amino acids.